ACAUUGAGCUUCACCCAGACUGCCAAUUCCUUCCUCUGUCUAAGAAAUAGUAUUUGAAGAUCUGAAGACAGAAGUUUCAAAAUCAACAGAUGAAGGCCUUAUGCGCAAAACGUUGACUCUCCUGCUCCUCAGAUGCUGCCUGACCUGCUGUGCUUUUCCAGCAAUGCACUUUUCAAAUCUGACUCUCCAGCGUCUGCAGUCCUCACUUUGACAGUCACUCAGUCCAUCGGGACCGCAACAGUUUUCAACUGUGACUCUGUGAGAAGGAGCAAAGCGUUUUGGUUCUUGUUUGAGUACGUUUUCAGCAUCAGUGGGACUGGAUGAGAGACCCUACCAUAAUAGUAGACUGAGUUUGGAGCCUGAAGCAGUGAUAUGGCCUGGAAUGAGGAAUUCGCGGUGGGGAUAGGCUCUGCACGUGUGGCUGAAGCUCCAGCCAUGGAGAAACCAGAGGAAUCCCGCCCCAUGGAGAAACCAUGGAAGUGUGGCGACUGCAAAAAAGUUUUCCGUUUCCCGUCGGCCCUGGAGAUUCAUCGGCACAGCCACACUGGGGAGAGGCCAUUCCCCUGCCCCGAGUGCGGGAAGGCCUUCAGCGAUUCCUCGCACCUGCUGAGGCACCAGUGGGUCCACACUGGGGAGAGGCCGUUCCCCUGCCCUGAGUGCGGGAAGGCCUUCAGCGAUUCCUCCCACCUGCUGAGGCACCAGUGGGUCCACACGGGGGAGAGGUCAUUCUCCUGCCCCGAGUGUGGGAAAGCCUUCAGCGAUUCCUCCCACCUGCUGAGGCACCAGCGUGUCCACACGGGGGAGAGGCCGUUCCCAUGCCAAGUGUGCGGGAAGGCCUUCAGCAAUUCCUCUAACCUGCUGAGGCACCAGUGGGUCCACACAGGGGAGAGGCCCUUCAGCUGCCCCAAGUGUGGGAAGGACUUCACCCGCUCCUCCUACCUGCGGAGCCACCAGCGAGUUCAUGUGCCAUCGCAGGGGGAUUGAAGGAAUGACGGCCGAGUGCCAUUAUCAACUGGACUAUCAACCCAGUUCCAGUGGCUCCCGAGUUCGAUUCCCACCGCGACAGAUGGUGGAAUUGGAAUUUGGUGAGAAAUCUGGAGUUCAGAAUCUAACAGUGAAACCAUUGUC
Messenger RNA from Hemiscyllium ocellatum (epaulette shark), 1128 nucleotides. Its product is annotated as gastrula zinc finger protein XlCGF9.1-like. Lineage: Eukaryota; Metazoa; Chordata; Chondrichthyes; Orectolobiformes; Hemiscylliidae. The transcript has 2 exons. Gene Ontology annotation, biological process: regulation of transcription by RNA polymerase II. Bases 373 to 984 code for a protein of 203 amino acids. The record is from RefSeq and is a predicted model, not a curated record. Gene Ontology annotation, molecular function: DNA-binding transcription factor activity, RNA polymerase II-specific; RNA polymerase II cis-regulatory region sequence-specific DNA binding.